Messenger RNA from Myotis davidii, 594 nucleotides. RefSeq names its product ubiquitin conjugating enzyme E2I (gene UBE2I). Gene Ontology annotation, molecular function: SUMO conjugating enzyme activity. Gene Ontology annotation, cellular component: nucleus. NCBI's taxonomy places the organism in Eukaryota, Metazoa, Chordata, Mammalia, Chiroptera, Vespertilionidae. The transcript has 6 exons. The coding region runs from base 11 to 487 and encodes 158 amino acids. The record is from RefSeq and is a predicted model, not a curated record. Gene Ontology annotation, biological process: protein sumoylation.
GACUUUGAAUAUGUCGGGGAUCGCCCUCAGCAGACUCGCCCAGGAGAGGAAAGCUUGGAGAAAAGACCACCCAUUUGGUUUUGUAGCUGUCCCCACAAAAAACCCCGACGGCACGAUGAACCUCAUGAACUGGGAGUGUGCCAUUCCAGGGAAGAAAGGGACCCCUUGGGAAGGAGGCUUGUUUAAGCUACGCAUGCUCUUCAAAGAUGACUAUCCAUCCUCACCUCCGAAAUGCAAAUUUGAACCACCAUUAUUUCACCCGAACGUGUACCCUUCGGGCACUGUGUGCUUGUCCAUCCUCGAGGAAGACAAGGACUGGAGGCCAGCCAUCACAAUUAAGCAGAUCUUAUUAGGAAUACAGGAACUUCUAAAUGAACCAAAUAUUCAAGAUCCAGCUCAAGCAGAGGCCUACACAAUUUACUGCCAAAACAGAGUGGAAUAUGAGAAAAGGGUUCGAGCACAAGCCAAGAAGUUUGCACCCUCAUAAGCAGCGACCUGCGGCAACAUCAAAAGGAAGGGAUUGGUUUGGCAAGAACUUGUUUACAACAUUUGCAGAUCUAGCAUUGCUCUCUACAAUAACUAGUCACCUAGGGG